GUCUCUGUAAUUCUGCUUUCAAACAUUACCGUGAAAUUGGGAAAGUCGACAAAUUUAUCUCAUCACCGGUCCUUUUCCCCUUGCAUGCCGUUUGGAAGCGCAGGGCCUGAAUCACAAUGACGAAUCCAAAGGGAUAUCGCCGCGGUACGCGGUACAUGUUCUCCCGGAAAUUCCGGACAAAGGGUGUCACCAAGCUGUCACGUUAUAUGCACGUGUACAAACGCGGAGAUAUUGUUGACAUCAAGGGUGAUGGUGCUAUCCAAAAGGGUAUGCCCUACAAAUUCUACCACGGAAAGACAGGCCGUGUGUUCAACGUCACACCACAUGCCGUCGGUGUGGAGGUCAACAAACAGAACGGCAACCGCAUCCUCAGCAAGAAGAUCAACGUGAGGCUUGAGCACAUCAAGCACAGCAACUGCCGUCUGGACUUCUUGAAACGUGUCAAACGGAACGAGGCCCUCAAGAGAGAAGCCAAGGAGAAGGGUGUCAGAGUCAACACAAAGAGAGUGCCUGCUCAGCCCAGAACAGCCCACUUUGUGAGCACCAAGAGGAUCCAGCCUGAGUUCCUCACACCUAUCCCAUACGAGAUCAUUGCAUAAGGAGAGCUGGUGUUAAUAAAUAUGUGAAAAAUA
Molecule: messenger RNA, 632 nt
Organism: Aplysia californica (California sea hare)
Lineage: Eukaryota; Metazoa; Mollusca; Gastropoda; Aplysiida; Aplysiidae
Product: 60S ribosomal protein L21
Exons: 5
Coding region: 117-599 (160 amino acids)
Biological process (GO): translation
Cellular component (GO): cytosolic large ribosomal subunit; ribosome
Molecular function (GO): structural constituent of ribosome
Source: RefSeq, a predicted model, not a curated record